AUGGGCAAUUGUUGUCGUAGGUGCUGUUGUGUUUUAGAUCGAAGGAAAUAUCUUCAGUCAAAGUACACCGCAGAGCAAGAAUUUUCAAUUGAGUUUCAAACUCUGAUGGAUGAGGAACCACAGCGGAAUGAGAUGACAAGAAAAUUUGUAACCUUAAAUAUGGAAUUUAUUUUCUGGAUUGAGUUGCAUCUCUUGAAUACAGAUAAUUUUGACUGUAUCUGCUCACAGGACCUCUUCUAUCUUCUACUAGCAGAGCAGGAGCAUGAAGAUCACAGAUUUGCUGCCAGACAUGAAUCUGUUCCAGUUGCUCACUUCAACAAAGAAAGGAAUGCCACUGCCAGUGCUGCUAUUAACAAAGCAUGUACUGAUGAUGAGGAUUGGGAAGUAGCAGGUGGUGAUGAUGAUUUUGAAAUAUUUUUGGCCAGUGUCCAGGCUAGAUCAUUGGCAGCACAAUCUCAGGUGAAAAAUGGUGAUGCUCAGAGCUCAAGUAGCAGUAAUGCUGUUACCAAAGAGAAGAGCUUCACUGAGGGUAGCUCCAUUGACUUAUCAUGGGACCAUGAAACAGAGGUCUCACCCAAACGGAAAGUCUGCCAGCGAGUCUCUGAGGACAGCUGGUCUAAACCAUCGACAGCCAGCCCCAUGCAUUCCAGCGACCUUGAGUGGGAUCCUGACUUUGUUAGUGCUGAAGACAAUGAAAGAAUGCAGUUGUUGAAUGCAGCCACCGGCCAUAUAUCUUCUAGGUGA
This is a messenger RNA of Candidula unifasciata, 744 nucleotides long. Lineage: Eukaryota; Metazoa; Mollusca; Gastropoda; Stylommatophora; Geomitridae. The record is from the annotation of a GenBank genome assembly.